ACGUGCGCUUCGCUGCCUCCAGUUUACAGCUUUUUUUUUUUUUCAUUCCACCGUCAUCCUCGCGCUCCAGCAUCCCUCCCUGACAGCAGCAGCAUCGAUGGCGGAGCCCGUAGCAUCGGAUGCGGCGUCCAAAGCGGACGUAGCAGCAGCAUCACCGACACCGGGCCUCUCUCCCGUAGCCAGCCCGGGCUCUGAGCCUCAUUCCAUGGCUCUCUCUCCCACCGCGGACGGCUCACAGCGGCUGCUCUUCUCCCACGACCUGGUCUCCGGACGGUAUCGCGGCUCAGUCCGGUUUGGCCUCGUACGGAUGAUCCACGGCGAGGAGGAUUUUAACUCAGACUCGGACCUCGAUGAUGGCGGAGGGAGAGGCGGAGAUGGAGGCGGCGGCGGCGGCGGAGGAGGUGGCGGACGAGUGCCGUGUGGUUCGGAUACUGAGAGCGCCGUGGACACCCCAAGUCGGCCUCUCGGGAGGGGAUUUGUCCGCGUCCAGUGGUACCCCGAAGGUGCAAAGCAGGACAUCAGGGAGACAAAGUUAAAACUUGAAGAUCGAUCGAUCGUCAUUAGAGACAUCGUGCGAAGAAAUAACUCUAAUGACAACCAGUGUGGUAUUGUGACCAACAUUGACAUUGAGUGUGCAGUGAAAUUGGUAGGAACAAACUGUGUACUCUAUCCAGUCAACAGCAAAGACCUCCAGCACAUCUGGUCUUUCAUGUAUGGCGACUACAUUGCUUAUGACUUCUGGCUGGGGAAAGUGUACGACCUGACCAAUCAUAUCAUCCUCAAGCUGUCCAAUGGAGCCAGGUGCUCCAUGAGCGUGGAAGACGGUGCCAAGCUUUAUGAUGUCUGUCCACAUGUCAGUGAUUCGGGUCUGUUCUUUGAUGAGGCGUACGGCUUUUACCCAGGACAGGUCCUGAUUGGUCCCGCCAAAGUUUUCUCCAAUGUACAGUGGCUGUCAGGGGUCAAACCUGUCCUCAGCAGGAAGUGCAAGUUCAGGGUGGUGGUAGAAGAGGUGAAGGUGGUGGAGCUGAAAGUGACGUGGAUCACCAAGAGCUACUCGCCCAAAGGUUCUGACAGUGUUUAUCCACCUCCCUCCACCAUCACACAGGAAAACCUCUGCAGGGUGAGGCGUCUGGGCUACUAUGACCACACCCAGAGGCAGCUCGGAGAGAGGGCCCUCUACAUAUUCCCAGCCAAAGGGGAUGCCACACGCAUCACCUGUGAUGGACCUGAGGGUGCCCCUGUUCUGCCUGAAGACCCCGUUGCCAGAAAGUUGAAAAGGAUGUUCAAGAAGGAUUCUGGGAAGAAGACAGAGAAUGCCGACUUACAAGGCGAGCACAGAUUCGAACAGACCGACUCGAAUCAUCCCAACAACAACAACGGCCCCGUGGCUCCCGUCCAGAAUGCCCCGGACGCGCAGAGCACCAACGACGCCUCGGCUGAACAUGGCGAGCAGGACGCUGACGACGAGGCUGCAGAAGACACCGACGACACCAGCUCUCUAACGUCAUCGGCGAGCUCCACAGCCUCCUCUCAGAGCGGCGGCCUGGGAACCAACCGCAAGAAGAGCAUCCCGCUCUCCAUCCGCAACCUGAAGAGGAAGCACAAGAAGAAAAGGACCAAGUUCUCCCGUGAAUUUAAGCCUGGAGACCGGGUGGCAGUUGAAGUUGUAUCCACGAAGACCACGGCUGAUGUUAUGUGGAAGGACGGCCGGGUGGAGAAGGGGAUCCGAUCAAACGACCUCAUCCCCAUCCAGCACCUUGACAGCCAUGAGUUUUGUCCUGGGGACUUUGUAGUAGACAAACGACCCCAAGCCCUGCAGGACCCAGGAGUGUACGGUGUGAUCCAGUCCGGCGAUCACAAAGGUAGAACCUGUGUGGUGAAGUGGAUCAAACUCAAUUCCACCAGUGACGAUGUGGAGGUUAUCGGUGUGGAGGAGGAUGUCAGUGUUUAUGACAUCGCAGAUCAUCCAGAUUUUCACUUCCGCACUACUGAUAUCGUCAUCAGAAUAUGGAACUCAGAGAACGGACAGAACGACUGUGAAAAUGAGACGUCAGUUGGACAGGUGUACAGGGUGGACGUGAGCAGCAAGGUAGAGGUGGUGUGGGCAGACAACUCAAGGACCAUUGUCUUACCACAGCACCUCUACAAUGUGGAAUCUGAGAUUGAGGAGACGGAUUACGACUCGGUGGAAGAAACCAGCAGCGUUCUGUCGACUGAGGAGUGGGAGGAUGAGAGCGACAGCUGGGAGACUGAUAACGGUCUGACCCCAGAGGACGACAGCCACAUCAACAACGCGGAUGCCACAGACACGGCGACACCGACCCCCACGCCCACUGGCUCCACGACGUUCAUCAUCCCACCACAGGAGGGCAGUAAAGCUGGGGUCCCCAGCCCCACCAAAGGAGUCUCAGGAGAGGAGGGAGAAGCAUCUGUGGCUGUGGCAAGUCCUGCUUCUGGAGGAGGAGGAGCAGUGAACGGAGCAGAGAAACCCAAUAAGGAUGGAGCCUCUCGGGGCUUCAGGGAGUUGAAAGAGGCCCUGAAGAUCCUAGAGAGCCUAAAGAACAUGACCGUGGAGCAGCUCUGGACAGGCGGCUCCCCGACCUCCCCAACCUCUGCUGAACCCGCUUCCACGACUAAUGUGGCGAGUUCGGUGACGCCGACAGCCCCUGAAAAACCGACCAAGGAGAAACGCUUCCUGGACGACAUCAAAAAGCUCCAGGAGAACCUGAGGAAGACGCUGGACAAUGUGGCCAUCGUGGAGGAGGAGAAGAUGGAAGCUGUGGUGGAGGCAGUGGGGAGUGCGGGUGCAGGGACGGAGGUAGGUGUUAAAGAGGCAGAGAGAUCCGGAGAUGAAAAGCCCCAGCAGGAGGCGCAGACACCCGUGGGUCAGCAGGAGUGGCCCAGUGAGAUUCUUAGUGACACACCAGUACUGUGCCAACAGAGCGGAGGCAAACCUGGCGUGACCUUUACCAGUGCAAAGGGGGAGGUGUUCUCAGUGCUAGAGUGGGCACCAGAAACUCACUCAUUUAAGAAAAUGGAGUUCCAGCCAGCGGAGGCAAAGAAGUUCUUCAGCACAGUGAGGAAGGAAAUGGCUCUGUUAGCGACAUCGCUGCCUGAUGGAAUCAUGGUCAAAACCUUUGAAGACCGCAUGGACCUGUUCUCGGCUCUGAUCAAAGGACCGACUCGUACGCCCUACGAGGAUGGUCUGUUCCUGUUUGACAUCCAGCUGCCUAACAUCUACCCAGCUGUGCCGCCUCUGUUUCGAUACCUGUCUCAGUGCAGCGGCCGCCUCAAUCCCAACCUCUAUGACAAUGGAAAGGUCUGCGUCAGUCUGCUGGGCACCUGGAUAGGCAAGGGCACUGAGAGAUGGACCAGCAAGUCCAGCCUGCUACAAGUCCUUAUCUCCAUACAAGGCCUUAUCCUCGUCAAUGAGCCUUACUAUAACGAGGCCGGCUUCGACAGUGACCGAGGCCUCCAGGAAGGAUACGAGAACAGUCGCUGCUAUAAUGAGAUGGCGCUUAUCAAGAUGGUGCAGUCUAUGACACAGCUCCUCCAGAAUCCCAUUGAGGUCUUCAAGCAGGAGAUCCAGGAGCACUUUGUUUCUAAUGGCUGGCGGCUCAUCCACCGUCUGGAGUCGUGGCUUGAGCUGCAUGACGCUGCUGAGAGAGGGCCGGCCUCACACCCAUACGCCAGGGUUCAGCACUCGAAGGACCGACCUCCAUCUGUGGAGCCUCUGGAUGAGCAGCUGGCCCUGGGAUCGGGGCCUGUGGCGGUGGCCCACAGCAGCCCCGGUAAGCCGGUGGAGGAGGGAUACACAGGAGCAGGCGUCACCAGUAUUAUGGAGGAAGAGCUAGAGGAUUCAGGGCUGAGUUCCUACACUACAGCAGCCUCUCAGCAUGAGCUGAGCCACAACUCAGACUGCGACAGCAACCUGGGGAACAUUUCUCUGGGUGGUGAAAACAGGGGUGGCUCUACAGUCCCCGGUUCUGUAAUCCGCAGUGGGACAUCAGAAUCUGGUUCUGCCACAGCGAAUGCAGGAGGGGUGGGCUCCUCAGGGAGCCAGCCAGUGGUGAGACCAAAGAAAAGGAGAAAGAGCUACCGAAGUUUCCUCCCAGAGGGCAGUGGCUACCCUGAUAUCGGCUUUCCGCUUUUCCCGCUUUCAAAGGGAUUUGUGAAGAGCGUUCGAGGCGUGCUGCAGCAGUACCGAGCUGCGCUGACAGCCGCUGGCAUCCCCGAGCACACAGAGGACAAUGUUCCUGCAGAUGAGUGUGAAGCAUAGAGUGGUGGACCUCACACACACUCACCCACCUGCACACACACCUGUGGGAGCUGCCUCAUCAUUUACACACUGUCAUCUUUUCAUGGACGCAGGUAAAAAAAAAAGAAAAAAAAAAGUGCUGCCGGUAAGGACUGUGGUGGUGGUGGUGUGGAUGCAAGAAAAAAAAGGACGAAAAAUCAGUGCCAUGUACUCGCCUCCACCCCUCUCAUAAUCCCACUAGCCUCCAGCAUUCUCCACCUUAUUGGGUGGGGAUUUGCCGGAUGUCACUCUGCCGUCUGUAGUAAAGCAGACUCGUGAUCGUCGAUGGCUGGGUAUCACUGGAAAAACUGCAAAGCCCAGCUCCCUCAGCGUUGGGUCGACUGCGGCUAUCUGUAGCACUACUGAUGUUAUCACUGUACCAUCCUGCACUACAACAAACGAACGAAAGGACAAUCAAGUUUGGGAGAGAUGACACAUAAAAACCACUGACCUGGAGGACUCCCCCCCCCUUCAUUGGUUGUACGCUUUCUGCCAAAUUCUCUCUGUUCAUACACACAAAUCUUCACAGUAGAACAGACUGAAUGUCAGUAAAACUGCCAACCACAGACAGCUUCACCACUUCUACCACUACACACUCACUGGUAUCUUCCUUCGCUAAUCACCGGACCAUACAGCGAACAUCAAGUGGCAAAGUUUACAUACGAAUCACCUCCUUUGUAGCUGUUUGGUGUGCGUAGAGGAGCCUGCCAGGCUCGGGAGGACAUUUAGGUGGGUGUAUGUGACGCCGUUUAGUCAAAGCUUAACGCAGCUGUCGCCUCUACAUAAAAAAAACUGACUCUCUGUAGGAUUUGUUGAAGCAGUUGGAACUUUGCUCUUUUGAUCCAUUUCAGGUUGUUUUACUCACUGAACUGUAGGCUACUGAGUGGAGCUUUUUACCCACAAAUUCAACCCACAGCACUGCAAAUGACACAACUCAAAGAAUAAAGGGUAAAAAAAAAAAAAAAAAAAAAAAACCACAAACAAAACAUACAGCAUCCAUUCCGCCAUCUCA
Molecule: messenger RNA, 5309 nt
Organism: Archocentrus centrarchus (flier cichlid)
Lineage: Eukaryota; Metazoa; Chordata; Actinopteri; Cichliformes; Cichlidae
Gene: ube2o
Product: ubiquitin-conjugating enzyme E2O
Exons: 23
Coding region: 98-4279 (1393 amino acids)
Molecular function (GO): ubiquitin conjugating enzyme activity
Source: RefSeq, a predicted model, not a curated record